UAAUAGCAUGUCGUCCUACGGCGGUGUCCAAAAUAUAUAUAAGCAGGAACAUAGUUGGCUUCUCAGAAGUACUAGUUGUAAUUCCGAUCUCUACGCACUUAAAAAUGUUGAAGUUAUUCCUUAUCCUCUUCGUCGCCGCAACCGCGAUGGCUGAUUUCGAAAACAUUCGCAAAGUUCGCUCUCCAGGUGGCAGUGGUUGGCAAGGAAGCAACUACAGUCCGCUAUCCGGUGGAAUGACCCGAUCUGCUGGAAGCUGGAAUAGUGCAUCUGGUUUUGGACGCUCUACGGGGGGUUGGGGAAAUUCUGACGGUUACGGUGCGAGAUCGAGCUACAAAUCUAACGGGCACAAUUCCAACGGCAUCUCGAGUAGAUCUGGUUACGGUUCUGAAAAUAUUCGUAAUUCAAAUACUUGGGAUGAUUCUGGAGCCGACGUUUACUCCUGGUGAAAUUAUUAAUGACUUGUAUCGAGACAGAAUUAUAUACUGUGUACCAAGAUAAUGAUAUUAAUGAUAUGAUGAUUAUUUUAGGAUAAAUAAUAAAAUU
Vanessa tameamea is the source of this 543-nucleotide messenger RNA. RefSeq lists its product as uncharacterized. Bases 105 to 446 code for a protein of 113 amino acids. The transcript is spliced from 3 exons. The record is from RefSeq and is a predicted model, not a curated record. NCBI's taxonomy places the organism in Eukaryota, Metazoa, Arthropoda, Insecta, Lepidoptera, Nymphalidae.